AGGGAGAUGACCCACCUGCAGAAGGAGGUGACGGCCAUCGAGACGAAGCUGGAGCAGAAGCGCAGUGACCGCCACAACCUGCUGCAGGCCUGCAAGAUGCAGGACAUCCGCCUGCCGCUGGCCCGGGGCUCCAUGGACGACAUCAGCCAGGAGGAGGGCGGUGGCACUGGCGAGGAGCCCGGGGGCAGCUCCCAGCGCAGCUCCAGCCUGUACGCGCGCGAGGCGCUGAUCGAGAUCGACUACAGCGACCUGCCCGAGGAGCUCAAGGUGAGACGGGCACACCUGGGCACACACCUGGGCGUGGGCACACACCUGGGCACAUGUCCCCUCUGUCCCCUCUGUCCCCUCUGUCCCCUCUGUGCAGAGUUCGAGGCCGCUCGCAAGCGCGCCAAGAAGGCCAAGCAGGCGUUUGAGCAGAUGAAGAAGGAGCGAUUCGACCGCUUCAACUCCUGCUUCGAGGCCGUGGCCACCAACAUCGACGAGAUCUACAAAGCGCUGUCGCGCAACAGCAGCGCCCAGGCGUUUUUAGGCCCCGAGAACCCCGAGGAGCCGUACCUGGACGGGAUCAAUUACAACUGCGUCGCCCCCGGGAAGCGAUUCCGGCCCAUGGACAACCUGUCCGGGGGCGAGAAAACCGUGGCUGCGCUGGCGCUGCUCUUCGCCAUCCACAGGUGGGACCCCAAAAUCUCCUGA
Messenger RNA from Ficedula albicollis (Collared flycatcher), 693 nucleotides. Its product is annotated as structural maintenance of chromosomes protein 1A-like. Gene Ontology annotation, molecular function: DNA binding. The annotation marks the transcript as partial. The record is from RefSeq and is a predicted model, not a curated record. Gene Ontology annotation, biological process: sister chromatid cohesion. NCBI's taxonomy places the organism in Eukaryota, Metazoa, Chordata, Aves, Passeriformes, Muscicapidae. Gene Ontology annotation, cellular component: nucleus; cohesin complex. The transcript has 5 exons.